Psammomys obesus (fat sand rat) is the source of this 1485-nucleotide messenger RNA. It is a transcript of the gene Trmt2b, whose product is annotated as tRNA methyltransferase 2 homolog B. Gene Ontology annotation, biological process: RNA processing. Gene Ontology annotation, molecular function: tRNA (uracil(54)-C5)-methyltransferase activity, S-adenosyl methionine-dependent. NCBI's taxonomy places the organism in Eukaryota, Metazoa, Chordata, Mammalia, Rodentia, Muridae. The record is from RefSeq and is a predicted model, not a curated record.
AUGCACAGCCCAGGAUUAUUUUUGUCCAGGGUGGGUUUCUUCUCCAAACCAGGACUGCUUCCCUGGUUUACUGCAAGACCACUAGAUUUGUCACAGUACAUUUUGGGUAGAGCCAAAAGUUUCACCAGUGUGACAGCUAGGAUGUACCCAAGUGGACAAAAGUAUCAGAAGACGCAAAGGCAUUUGAGACCACUAGGUGACACCUGGCAGGAAAGGCUGGUUGACAUUGUGACUCCACUCUGGAGGCUGAGCUGUGAAGAACAACUCAAGGCGACAUUUGAAGCUCAGAAGAAAAUUUUACAAAGACUAGAGUCUUACCUACAAGUGCUCCAUGGAGUCAGUGGCACAGUGGCUGUACUGCAGUCUGAGGAGCUCCACUGUGUCCUCCAUCCUAUUAGCCCCUCUGGUACCAUCAAUGGCUACUGGAAAAAGUCCACCUUUUCUGUGAACUGGAGUCCAGAUGGCAAUCCAAAGACUGUGGACUACUACCUAGGAACUUGGAGAGAUGGGAAUGUUGUCUGUGUACCGUGUAACCAUUUGAAAAACAUCCCAGAGAAACAUAGUCAAGUGGCUCAGUACUGUAAAGUAUUCCUUCGACAGUCUUCAGUAGAACCCUGUCUUCUGUUUUAUGAAGGUGGAUAACGGCAUGAGCUCACAGUUCAAACCAACAGCCAAGGACACACAAUGGCUAUUGUCACUUUUCAUUCCCAGGGAUUAAGUCAGGAGGAGCUUUGUGUUCAGAAGGUGACCUUGAAAGACUUUUUCACUAAAGACCCUGGAAUGGUCUAUGAGUUGAUCCCACUCUAUUUCCAGGAAAGCACCAUGACCAGUUGUAGCUAUCAGCAGUCCCACUACCAGCUCUUGUUGAGGGAACCCGACAUCUUUGAAGAUCUCCUGGGCUUGAUGAUCCACAUCUCUCCAGAUGCUUUCACCCAGAUUAAUACCACUGGUGCAGAGAUGCUGUAUCAGACCAUCGGGGAGUUGAGUGAAAUGAUCAGUAUUCUGCUGGACAUUUGCUAUGGAACAGGCAAUGUGAUGGUUCUCUGUCCAGCUCAGCAUGUCUCCCUGGUCCUUGGCACUGAGCUGGUGGAGCCGGCAGGAGAAGAUGCCCGGUGGACUGCAGCCUCCAAUGGUAUUUCCAGGUGUCACUAUGAGUUUCAUGCUGGUGGAGUGGAGAAGAUUUUACCAGAGCUGUUAAAGUCGCAGAAAGAUGAGAAGUUAACUGUUGGUGUGGUGAACCCUGCCCAUGAUGGACUAUAUUACCAAGUGGUGCAAGCCAUUCAGAACAGCAGGGCCAUCCACACUCUAGUUUUUGUUUCCUGGAAGCCCCAUGGGGAAAGCACAAGGGACUUCGUUGUGCUAUGCUGUCCUCCAAACUCUGCUAAGAAGCUUAUAGACUAACCCUUUGUCCUGAGAGAAGCUGUACCCAUGGGUUUGUUUCCCCACACCCCACACUGUGAGCUGGUACUCCUCCUCACUCAAUAA